CUCUUGAGCGCAAGUGUAACUGCAGAUCGAACCAUUACUGACACGAGGGAGGUUACGGAUUUAAGUUUGUUUCUGUUUGUAUUUUUGUUUCCUGUUUAUAAAUUAUAAAGGAGAUAGGUUCUAGGAAACACAUAUUUUUUUUAGUUUUUAUAACAUUGGGUCCGUUUUAAUGCUAUUUGGUGCCCUUGGUGAAGUAUCAUAGACCAGUCCAUUAUUGGUUGUCCCCUCAGAAGCCGGUGUUCAGUGACACACUAGAAAAUGAUGUAACUUUUGCCGGCUUUCAGUUACCUACAUUGAAAAGUACAAAGAGUCACGGAAGUCUGUUCGGUGAAACCGCCUGUGAGGGAACCUUCUCAACUUUUAAUUUAACAAAUGGCUCAGCUUUGUUUGUGAAAAGGCAUCCACACGCUGCCGGAGGUAACUUACAGCUGUUUCUCCGAUUGAUACAACACAGAUAACAAUGAAUCCGGCUCGGCGAUGCUCAGCGUUUUUCGGCCAGCUGUGUGUGUCCUCGCGGGGGGGACCGGCGACCAGGGGUCCGUUUUCACCGGUUGCAGUGUCAGCCCCAGCGGGAACAAGGUGCUGUCACCCGGAUAGAGCGACAGGAGGAGGCGGAGGGGCAGUCAAUGGGACUCGUCCACAGCUGAAACUGACCAGGAUAUCCAACAGUGCGGCAGUACCAGGUAGGCCAAGAGGACACAUCAGCCACCAACACAAUCACAGCGUUACAACACUUAUCCUUCCAACCAAACUUCAUUCAAAUAUAUGACGAUUUAAUUCGGCUCCACCCUGUUCACCAGUAGAGAGUAGAGUUACCUCCAAGACUCUAAUUCCUGUGUUUGAAACGGUGGUUUGUACUACUUUUCUCUGCUGAAUUCAACCGAUUUUAUAAAAGCUGUCUGUACAACAAGUCUAUACAAUUUAAGGGAAGUUUACAGCAACCUAUCACCAGAAAAACUGUUAACUCCUACAAAAAUGGCAGAAAAGAUGUAUGUAUGUGUGGCUGGUCGAUGUGCCAUUAUUACUCACAUUGAUCUAUAAGAGCUGCUCAGCUCAGCUUCAAAACUAUUUUAAAGUCGGAAAUAUGUAUUACCAAGUGUUCAUAAUUAUAUAAGCAGCGUGAGAAACAGGUGGUUAUGAUUCAAAUCAACAAUGAAUUUCAAUAUCAAUAUCUUUUUAUUGUCUGUAAAUUUAUUUUGUUUAUAAUCAUUGUAAUUUCAGUUUAGUUGAUGUUACAGAGUAGUCUCAAAUUAAGAUUAAUUUGGCAGACAUUAAACAGUAACAGUUUGCUUUGUUCUGCAUGGUAAAGAGUGUUCUUCAAAUAAUAUUGCAUCGAUCAGCAAAAAGUUUAGCCGAGUGAAUUACUUCCAAAAGUACACAAUAGUAACUUCAUAUCUUUGUCAGACCAAAAGUUCAAAAUCUAAAACAUUUGACAAAUCAUUAAAGAAAAAAACAUAGCUUGACAUUAAGCAUGACUCAGAGCUUUUACUUAUGAUAGAUAACUUGUUUUGAUUCUGGCAUUUAUUGACAUAAUAAAUGUUAGCUGAAUAUAAAAAAGUCUCAGAAAAGAACAUUUUUAAUUACUAAAACUAAUCCCAAAAUAACUUUAAGAUUACUCUCCAAAUAUUGUAGAAGUGAUCAGAUAUAACUUUAAGAUCCAAAAAUAUUUUAAAGAACUUGCAUUUUAUAUCAGUUACAGCGGUCUCACUGCCACUUCACAAAAACAAAAUCAAACUUUGUGGAAAAAUACAAAAAAAAAAAGCAGAAAAUACACAGCUGCAGAGAAAAUACUAAAUACUCAUUCAAAUGUUAAUAUGUGUCUGUCAGAGUGUAGUUUGUCUCAGGGAUAAUGUAUAGUGGGCCAGCAGUGAUGCUAGUUGUUGAAACUAAGAGACUUUUUAAACUUAGAGGGAUUCUCUUUCACAUAACCACCCGCUAACUCUACAUUAUCCUGCCUUUUAUUUGGCUACCAACCCAAAAAAAGCAAAAGAGCUGAAAUUAGGUGUUGAUCUAACACAAUUAAGUGUUAGGGCCAUAUUUAAAAAAAAAAGAAAAAUCUCACAAGAAUUUAGUCUUAUAAGGAUUUUAUUACACAAACAAAGUUACAGGAAUUUUGAAGUCAUUAUGUAAUCAGGUUAAAGUCCCCCAAAAUUAAAGCCAAAUUAAUACCAAACAUUUUCUCAUUUCAUUAAGUCUAUAUAUUAUCCUUCUUUACUGUUUUAUAUCACAUUGAACUUAAUACUACUUACAUUAAAGUUCAAGCCUUAUCAUAAGCAUUUUUCUGCUUGCCUCUCUGAGGGAUGCUGAAAUAACAGCAGCACCUGUUUAAGGUCCUUCUCCCCAUAACUUUUCUGUCAGUAUUUUCCCCUCAUUCAACCAGCCCUGUAACACUUGCAAAGUUGAUACCAUGUUGUUGUAGUUAUUAGUUGUGUUAAGUUUGUUUUCCUCAAUUUGGUUGAUGUCUCUUUGACUCGGCUCCUUGUGUGUCAAAACCUCCCUCAUUGUCUCUUGCUUAUCGCUUUCAUCUUUCAGUCUAGUUUCUUGCUGCCUGGAAUAUCCUGCAUGUUAUUUAUGGAUAUCAGACACUGACUUUGUUGCACUGUGAACAGAAAGAGUGAAUUCAGGAAGGGUAGAUGUGUUAAGGUUCCUUUCUGUGUACUGAGCAAUAAAUGUGACGAGUUCCAUCAGAUUGUCCCUUGUCUUGCCGUUACUUUUCAGAAUUAUUAACUGAUAUUUUUAUUAUGUAUUUAACACAGACAGAUGUUUAGUAAAGGGACUGCUUAUGCUGUGUAUAGAUUAUCAAAAAUAAACAGUUGUGAUUUAACUUUUAAAUUAUCACACACAUGAACCUUUUUUUAUCAAGAGUGAGCUAAAAAGGGAAGUUUUCCAAAUCAUAUUUUUUAUCGUCACUCAAGGAGCUCUGACUUUUACUCUUCACAGAGUUUUUUGGGGUCGAUGCUCAUUGGUCCCAGACAUGUAAAUACUGAAAUUAGAUUCUUUCCUUGUAUAAUUUCGAUAAUAAACGAAACCUGAAAUAUUAUCCUCUGUCCCUUUGACCUGUCAUCUGAUCAGUGCAUGUCUGUUUACAUUGCUGUGGCUUCUUCUUCAUCUCCCAUCGUUUAAGUUCUAUUUAUUCUGUCUAAAGCUAUGAUACAGGAUGUUCUGUAUGUUCUCACGAGUACCUCUGUGUAGUAAUCUGUUGGAGCUGUUUCCUUCCUGCUUCUGCAAUGCAUGACACUGCACUCCUUAUCUCAUCACUCCAAGUGCUCUAAUUAGCAGCAGACUAAUAAGCGGAUCAGACUGAGUGAGAGCAAGAGCUCAACCUGCUGCUGUCACGAUAAUGCGCAGGAUUUACCUGCUUACUUUCAGUAGGACGGUCUACUUAAAUCAGCCCAGCUUUAUUUAAAAACCACCAGCUCAUUAUACAAAGGCAUUACUUCCACCAAUUAUUUAAAUCAGUCUAUCAAACACAAAUCCUGUCUUUGUCAUUCCUCAGAAAUCUCAAAUAUUUGAUUUAGCGACAGACCGAUUGAUUGGCCAGGCCAAUCUCCUUUAAUAAAUGUAUAUUUUUUAUUCAUCCAUGGUACAAUGUUUGAUGCCUAGAGAUUAAAAAGAGUGUUAUUGACAGUCUAAAAUCCAAAUUCUAAUCAUACAGUUAUAAUGCAAGUUGGGAAAAUUCACUUUAGGAACUGUUACAAGGAUUAAGGUCAGGGAGGGUCUCCAUUUUUAUACUUGUGGUCAGGACUGGUAUGAGGUAUUUGCCAGUAUGUUAACCUUAAAUCAAAAUGUCAAGGUUUCACUGUCUCUAAAAUGUGGUAUUUUCAAACAUUUAGGAUUCUGGUUUAAAACAAAUUAUUUUUUGCCCCUCUGAACACAAUUGAUCCAAAUUUUACAAAAUGUGUAAAAUGUGAACAUUUUUGACAGGUACAUUCAUCCUGCUAAUUCAGUGCAGAUGCACCAAAAGGGUUCCCCCCUCUCUCUCUGUCUUAGUCAUCUAGCAAUAUGUGUUUUUCCUUGUUGCCUGGGUGACCAGUCCCACCCCUCCUCAUGUAUGAUUGGUUGCCUGUUGUAGCAUUACCAGCAGCUUGAUGAACAGUGCAGAUGAGUGGCUGGAGCAGCCAAUGAGACACUUCAUUAUCAGUCUAAAAAAGAAACUGAAUUCAGCUCUUUCUCUGUGUACUCACAUGCUGCUUAUUUAGCGCUCUCCUCUUUGGGAACAGGUCUAGGGAAGGCCACAUAUACUUGAGCAGCAUGCAACCAAACUGCAUCUAGUGGGCGACAAUACACAUCAUGUACAGUAUAAAGUACAAUCAAAGUAAUUUUGAAAUAAAGACUUUUUCAAAAAGCAGUGCACCUUAAAUCUGGUAAUCAGCCCAGGUCAACAGCAGGAUGCUGCCUUAAAUUAGCCACUUUCUAGAUUUAGUGUUUGAGGGUUUAGGAGGCUUUUAAUCUGACUCCACACAGACCUCCACUGGCCUCUAUUUGUAACAGGAUUGUUCAGGCUGUUACAUAAUCUCCCAUUACAGAAGAGAUGGGUCAAGAGAGCAGGCAUACUUGGGACCAGGCCUACAUUAGCUGCCUUUCAGUGUUUCCAUCUUUGAAUGAGUGUUAGAAUAGUCACAGGCUGAUUUAUAAAAAAAAAAAAAAAUACAAUCUAUGGCAAAUGGAUCAGCAAACAAGUGCUGCCAAAGUGUUUCCAGCAUUUUAAUGAUAAAUUCAGUCAGAGCAGCAUGGUGUUGAAACAAAGCAACAAGAACCAACAGGCCUACCAGUCCUGCAGAACAGCCUCUCCCUGACUACUUUAUAACUGCAUCACGAUUAAACAGCCUCAACCAGAGAGGGAAAUGAGCAGCGAACCUUGAGAGUAUUGAGAGUAGCGUUGCAUGUAACCAGAGCUCAUCUGAAUAAAUAUAAAGGGUUUCAUCAUCAUCUUCAUUGACCCAGGUAAUCAACAACGCUGUUUAAACAGCAUAAAACUUCAUUUUUUUAACUUUUUGAUGAAAAUAAUUUCCUGCUCAGUAAAGAGACUAAAAGUUUUAGGUCAAAAUGAUGAUUAAAUAAUAUUUAUUGAGUAUUUCGAUAAAAGAAAUAAGUGUAGAUAGUACAGUAGUUUCCCUCAUAGGAGAGAUUUUCUACAGUUUGAUCUGAGAGUACACUCUUGAUACAUGCUUGAAAUGCCAGUUGCUCAACAUCCACCAGUCAUCUGUAUUUGAUCAACCCAUGUUGCAGCAGAUGUUUUGCUUUUGGACUAUAAUGUACGGCUCAGCAGAUCAACAAAAAGAUCAUUUUCCUGAAACAUUUGUAUUUUGAUCAGCUUUGAUGAUAAUCAUAGUUUGACGUUGAAUAAUUUAUCACUGUUGGUUUGAGGCAAAUCUUCAUUAUGAGAAAUCACAAGAACAUAAAUAACAAAGUACAGAUAACUCAUAGAAAGAAAAGUUGAAAAGUUAGGUUGAAAAUCUGUGCGUCUCUGAUGAGGUUUACCAGCACACAGGGCAGGGCUGCAAUCUGAGCUACGGGUGAUGACGUCCGCUCAGUUUACAGAUGAUCAGUCCUUGCUUGGUUUUCUUUUUACCAACAAUCCAGUACUGGUUAGCGUCCCCCCAUUUCAAAAAACAGACUACAAAGCUGUUCAAAUACUGAAGAAUGUUCCUGUAGUGACUAUCCAUGAAGAAUAAAUGUCUGAAACAAAAUAUCUUCGGGUGAUGUUGCCGUUGUUUGGUAUUAUAACCAGGAUAUAAAUCCAAAAUGUUUGUUUUUGUGUAGGUGGUUAUGGUAAAAACAAUGUGAGCUCUCCACCCAUGCUGCACCACCUACCUCCUCAGCUGUGAUCUUUAAACCCAACCUAAUCAUUUGAACAGUCAGCUGCCCCAUAUCACUAAUUGCUCUUUACAGGGACCAAAUCAACAAAUGUGCACAAGCUAUUGUACACACAUGAUAAAUACAGUCUGUGCAUGCACUAAAUCAACCCCCCAAAGUAGAAUGGACAAACCGAAAAAACUGCUGUGAGUGUCUGCUACUGCUGCUGCAGUUCUCAUUAGCAGAUCAAACUUUGACAUAAUCUUAUAUAAACACUUGCUUCUCUGGAGAUUUUGGCAUUGAUUAUUGGUGAUUUCAAUACAUAAUAGUUGUCAGAGUUGUUUAAGGAAUCCAGCAGUUUUCCACACUGCUCAGUGUCUAAAAUUCACCCUACAGGACAGUCAUUCAUUUUAAACACUGGAUCACUUAAUCUAAUAUGUCACUCUGGUAAUUCAGUCAAGUAGCAUGUGGUGACCUGGAAUGUGAUCUGGGUAACCAGCACCACUCAGUGUGUCAUUACAGUGAUGAAAGCUGGAGGCUGGUAUCAUCCUACCUUCAUGAGGGGUUAGGGUUAGACAUCCCAGAGUUAGAGCUGAUGAAAAAAAACCUCCUGAGGUUAAAGUAACAACGUGAAAAGAUUGAGGAAGACUUGCUGAGUCAAUACAAGUUUGAACAUCUCCCACUGCUAUUUUUUUUUCACAUUAACAUUUCAAUGAGCAUGUGGUCAGUCUUUAUUUGGAAACAACAUGAAGUUAUGUGGUUAACUGGAACCACUGGAGGAGCAUGUCAGUGCAGCAGAAUAAGUCUGUGUUUGUCUCAACAAGUCCUUUUUUUAGAAGAGGCGAAACAAAUGAAAUUACUAAGAACUGAUAAAGACAUCCCAGCAAGUUCUGCCAGUGAUCCAGCGUGCACCAUAUCACCUGUUAAUUUCUCUGUUAUGUAGAAAUGCUGUUAUGAGAAAUAAUGAAACCACAGUUUUACCCAGUAGCCUGGGGCUUAUUCGUGUAACCAGGGUUUCAUUAUGAGCAAACAGGGACACGCCUGCUCAGUGAAAACUCCCACACCAAGAGAUGGCUCGAGUCCAAACACUGCCAGCUUUCCUUUGAAAUAAGAUGAAACAAGGUAUUACACAAUACUUGGCACAGACAUGGUUAAAUAACAGAUUUCAGCACCUUUAGAUUGAUUAAUGGGCCUCAUAUUUAGAGCACAUCUGCACAUCCAGCAUGUAAUGAGUUACCAUAUUAAUGGAUGAUUAUAGGCUUAAUAAGUGACAUUCCUACAUUCAGCUUUUAACUUAUCAGACUGGAUUUAUGACAAAUAAUCUUUUUUUUUAACACUGGUUAUCGCUCUCAUUCAACACUAAUAAUCCAUAUCAGUAACAGCCUUGAAAAACAAUCUCGUUGACCCCUUUGGAGGGACUUGGUAUUCUUAACAAUCAAGAAAAAGGUGUGUAUAGAUCAGUAUUAUCGACGUUUUAAAAGCAUUAAGGUCUUCAAGUUGGAAGACAACCAAAAUGGUUAAAAUGUGUUAUAUCAAAAGUAGCUUGCUGCUUGAGCCAGCAGGGGGCACUCUCAUUACCUGACCAUUGCAUGGCACUCUUGACCUCAGUAAAGUAAGUACAGCAGUGAUUUUUUUUUUCGAGGAAGUGCAGCUGCAAUCGAGCAGUUUAAGCAGACGGUUAGGACUUCAAGACACCUGAGAAAUGCCAACAUUUCUCAAUGAUAAUAUAUGAGAAAUGUUGAAGUAUUUUGGACUCUACACCACAGGAGAAAGAUAACAGACAAGGACAGGGCUGUAUGUGGACUGUGUACAAAGCAGGGGUUUGACUUCAAUAACAACAAAACUGCAGGGUCACCAGAGGGUAGAGAGGCAGCAGAGGGGGCGCCGCAGAUGAGCGACACAAUGACAGCAGAUAAUAGUACAAGGAGAGCGGCACUCAACCCUGAUCAAGUCAUCAGCUUGUGUUUCUGGUAAAUAAUAACUUGAAAUAGGUGGAAUAUUUAUGGAUGUUUGAUUUUUAGUCUGGCACAUGUUAAACCUUUUCAAAUGGAGCAGGUGGGUGUAUAACCUAUACCACAUUCAGCCAGUAGAGGGAGCUCUGAAUGCUUUGGCUUCAUUCUUGGAGAGUUGUCAUGCCAUUCCUCCUUUUAUACAGUCUGUGGUAUGAACAGCAUUUUUAGUCAAGUAGUGAAUGAAUAGCCAACACACAGGUCAUUGUUCACCGCCAUUCCAGUUUCCUCUCUGGAUUGCUUACGUUUGCAAGGCUGUCCCAAGAGAUAAUGUGUGUGUGUGUGCGUGCGUGUGUGUCACUGUGUGUACGGGAAGCAUUCUUGAAUGGUCCAGUCAGUAGUGAUAAGUCCCUUCCUUCAUGCUGCUGCAGACACCAGGACGGUCUCAUGUGAGUCAGAGACCUCCAUCACGCAGACUGUGAGAGGCAGUUUACUGAGAGGGCGACAGGAAGGGCGUAAGGUGGACAAACGGUGUGCCCAAGUGUGUUUGUGUGUGAGUGUGUGUGUAUGUGCCUCAUCCAUUUCGAUGUAAGUAUCUUCUUGACAGUUGUUUUGCCCUCAUGUUAAGUUAGUUUGCUGUUUUACAGAAAAACGGAUUGUUUUUAGUGCUAGUACUGUUGGUUUGUAUUCAUGGUUAUUUUAAGGGCUGCAGUUGGGGCUGAGGUGCAUUUCUGCCCUGCUGUAAUAAGUUUGACUUUUAGCUAAGCUGUUGUGUUGACUGUGUCGGCAGAUUUGUUGGUGGAAAAUUCAUGUUUUUUUAAUCAGUGAUAUCUCAAAACUGUGUAAACACCUUGCUGAGAAACUAAGACUUCUGUGACUGUAAGUGGUGAACUGUUUGAUGAUUCUGGGAUUUUUUUUAAAUAUUGAUUUGUUUCAUACUUAACCAGUUUAUUAAGCUCAGAUUUAGAAUUGACUGCUAUCACUUUAAUGGUUAAAUGUUCAGUAAAAAGUGAUUUUAAUGUAGUUUGUUUCAUAGAAAAGAAUAUUAACAGAAUUGUUUGCAACCAGCAUAGUUUCACAGAGCCUAAUCAAAGUAAAGUAAGAAAGAAGAAGCUCAGUGUGACGCUAUUUCGCCUGAAAUGACAGUGAUGGGGUUAUUUGUAAGUUGAGCAAUGCUGUAUUAUCAUACAGCCGUAGUACAACUAAGAUGAACCACUCCUAAAGCAAACAUCCUCAAGCAGCAAACUCCAGAGAGUAAGAAGCAGGGCAAAUGCUCCGUAAAUCACUGCCUAUAUUCACAACAGAGCGGGUUUGAACUUCUCUGAGAAUAAGUCAACUUGGGGUUUGCAUCAUCCCAUAGCUCCCGGUCCCAUUUCUGCAUUAGGAUGUCCUAACCUGCUCUUUGUGUCAGCGCGCUGGUUUGGGGACAUGUUGCUCGUUUGAAAACCUGCUUUUCUGUCCCUGCGAAUCGUGUCGUACCUGAACUGCACUUAGAGACCACCACUGAAACAGACAAAUAAAUAUUCUACUCAAACUGAGGAGAGGAGUUGCAGCACAUCUGAUGUUCUGAUUCUGAUUUCACCUCAGCCUGUUGAUCAUGAGACAGGAAUUAUACUUCCAUGUUGCAUCAGAGGACAACAUGACAGAUACUUUUAGAAUAUCUCUGAAUUUAUUUGUAAAACACAAACUUUAGAUUGGUGGUUAAUGGCUGACCUGAUAAAGAGUGGACAUAGAGUACAGAAGUAAGUGAGGGAUGUUGAAACACAUUAAGCAGCUGAGGGGAAGAGACAUUUACCAAAUUGACGACAGCAGACACAAAGCUUGACACUCUCCUGUAGGGUGUAGGCUUUGUCAGUGUUACACGACUGAGUGAGAGAGAGGAAAAGACCAGGAAAAAAGUUACAGGGUAGAGGACCUUAUACAGGUACUGCUCUGUUAAGGAAAAAUGCUGAUAAUUAGACUUUACCGUGGCCAGUAGUCGCCUCUAUCCUGAAGAGAUCCUGUAUUACAUAACCACAGCCUAAGUGUACAAUAUCCCUAACAUAUAAAUGAUCAUUUAAAAAACUGUUUCAUAAUCCUGGUAAAAAUGAUCUGUCUCUGGUUAAAUUUCAUUUCUGUCUUAUAAAUCCCACUUUGGUCUGACCCAACCUUAUUUAAGAAGCCAUGACUUUCACCAGUUCAGAGGACUAAAUUGAAACUGUUUCAUAAUCAGGAAGAAACUCCUCACAGUGUAUUUAAAAAGAUGAAGUGUUGAGGCGGAGCAGCUGUGUCUCAGUGAGGCUCAUGAGCGUUACCAUCAAUUCUUUGUUUCUAUAGAGUGAUUCAAAGUCAAAUGACUCAUUUUGUUUCACCCAAAAGCAGAACAGACUGCAGGAAAAUAGUAAGUGCACACUGACCCUUAAUCCAAUUAUUGUUUAUGUGCCACUGACAAUGACACAGUCUCUUUCUCUUCCUGUUUGUGCAUAUACAGUGUGUGAAUCAACACUGGAUAGUCCCACUUGUUGGACAAUAUGCACAUUCUUAUCGACACGCCACUCAGUUACUCGAUUAGUAUCCCUCUCUCUCUCUCACACACACACACACACACACACACUGUCCCUCCCAUUCUCUCCAAAAGGAGCUCCCAGUCCGUCACUGUCAACAUCUUUUGUAAAUUUGAUGAUGACGAUGAUGAUGAAGAAAGCUGCUUGCGUUUCUUGUCUUCUACAUGCAUGAGUACGGGCUUGUUCUAAACAAAUUCUCAUCUUGCUGAUUUGACAGUUACAUGUGCCAUUUAUUAUAAGUGAGAUAAUUGUUAAAACAUGGCUGUAACUUCAGCUGCUCCGCUGACACCAGCUUCAGGAUAUAAAGACUCUAAUCUGGUUGCUGAUGGUCUUGUUUGCUUUAGGACAUGGUGAAAAGUUAUUAAUAUGAGUGUCAGAUAGGCUGCCAGGCUGUUCAUCCAUAGGAAAUAAAACACCCCAGUUUUAGCAUUGUCAUAAAAUCAUGUCCUAUCUGCUCAGAUAAUCAGAGGGGAUCACUUUGAAAUACUGCUGUUUAAAAUUGGACAGCAUUUCUUCAUUGUUGAAUAGAUGCAGAAAAGUCUAAUGUAAUCAUCUAAAGCUGUUUCCUAAUUGGACAAUAAAUGUAAGGCCAACAUGAAGCAGGUUAAAUCAGUAGUACUAGGAGAGCAGAAGAGAAGCAUCAAUGCAGGAGACAGAGUUAAAGGCUAUGUUCACACUGCAGGUCAAUUCCGAUUUUUAAACCGUAUGUGACACAUAUCUGAUUUGUUCAUGUAAGUGUGAACAGUGCAAUUCAGAUUUUUUCAAAUCUGACCCAUGUAGUGAUUUGAAAUGAGCCUCACAAGGCCGCACCAAAAUAAUACUUGGCGAUUGGAAUUUAUAAUAAAUGUCUGAAGAUUAAUAAUGUAGCAAUCAAGACAACCCUGGAUGUGAAACCCACACAUUCCUUACAGGAAAGUUUCCUUAUCUGGUCCCAGGAAACAGGAUAUAAAUCUUUCCAGACGUGUUUGCCCUUUCAGGUUAAAUAAGUGACCCAACCGGAGGUUGACUAAACCUCUGACUCUUCAGGAUUGGUCAGUUCGGCGAACAGAGACAGAGUUUUAUUACCUUUCAAACUGACUCCAUUUGCUGACCAUCUAAAUAAACAUUAACCCAGAUCUCCCAUUUGAGAUUUAGCGUCUUAAAGUGUGUGAACAUACGGACCCCAGGAUAAGGGGGGACACUGACCUCCAGACCUCGGUCGUAAAACCCUGCUCGACCAUACACUGAUAAAGACUGCAUUCCUUUGGUGAAAGAAUACAAAUGACUGAUCAUGACAUCUUAUGCAUUCAGCAAUGUACUAAUCUGUCUAAUCAUGAAAUUUGUGUUAAAAUGAGAUGUUUCCCAUUUUUCUAUGUGCUCCAGAAGCCGAGUUAUCGCUCUUUAGUUUCUUUAGACCAACAGCUUUUCAGACUGUUUCAUGAACUUUUAAGAGUUACAUUUAUUGACUAUGGAUCAUAACUUUACUCUAUGAACACAGAAAUAGUUUAGAAAUGUUUGGUCUAUAUUUUAAUCGUUUAUUUAGUAUUUUUAACCAUUAGGUGGUUAUAAUGUCAUUGAAUAACCUUAAUGUGAGUAUUUAGAAUCCAUUAUUAAUCAUGAUGACGUUCAUUCACAUGUAUUUACUCUUUUGUUGUUCACAGUUUCCAUGUGUUACUAUCUGUUUCAUUUCAGAGUAAUUUAGCAUGUUCAAUGUGAUACUUAAAACAUAAUGAGAAUGUUUGAUGUGAUCCUACACUUCAUUCAUAUGUGUUUAGUAUCAAAUUAUUUAUCAUGAAACCAAACAUUCAAUGAUAUUAAUCAUAGUGAGUGAGUAUCAGAUCUGACUCUUUUGCCAGCCAAAAGAAUAAGUUAGAUCAAAUAAUCAAAGACCACACGACCCCUCCUCUGUCUCCUCACACCCACACGCCGGAGACACACCCAGUGUGAGAAGAUAAAACCAGUGAAGUGGGGUUGCUCACUCUCUUAUGCCUCUUACUUUCCUCUUAUGCUUCUGCUCUUCUGCUGACUCUCUUGUCCCCGGCUCUUAUGCCCCUUCUCUUCUGUCCACACCCUUCUGUGGUGCGUUUCUUUGUUUUCUCUUAGAACUUUUUCUUAGUCUUCUAAGUUUUACGCCACGUGUUGAUUCACGUUGAUUUUUCUUUAACAUCGUCUUAGUUCAAGUUUGAAACUUCAACUUUUUGUGCGCAUAGCAAUUCAAGAUUAAGCCUUUGAUUGAUUUUUCUUUAAUUUCGCGAAGCCAUUUUUGAAAGUUUUCUCUGCUCUUCGAGCCUCGUUUUUCUGAGUUUUCUGCGUGAUUUCAAAGUCACCUCUGAACGCAACCCAGCAGGCCCAGGUCAUCCUCUGUGCCAGAGUUUUUGAGUGAGACCAAAGAAGUACCCAAACGAGCAUCCACAGGAUCCACAGGCGCUGGCUUUGCUUCGGGCCCGAGUGCUGCAACUCCUGGCUCAUCCUUCGGCUGACUUCAGUCGUCUUCUGAGCUGAACCGCUCGAACCGCCAGUAGCCCCGGACCUUCGGAACCUGCUCCAUCUUCUCCAAGGACCAGUCUCACUUAAGUAUGCAAACCUCCAGAGCUCCAGACAGGGCUGAUGCUGUCUCACGCGUUCAUAACUCAGAUAUCCACCUAUUUCUGGUGAUCUUAGAUUCCUCCAAAUCUACACCCGAGUUUAUCUCGACACCAAAGUUAGUGUAGGUUAAUAUGUUCGCGCAUAUUCACUCACUAUCAUUAACUUUAGUGCUCCUAGCCUGACUCAGAAUCUUUAUUUAUUCACCUAUUAUUAUUUAUCUUCAUCAUCUUAUCAUUUAUUGCAUGUGUGUUGUACCAUCAUUUAUCCUGUAAUAAACAGAUCAUUAUUUUUCUAAGUUCCUGUCUGUUAGUGUUCUUCCAGAAGUGGAGUCCCUGAAAUUAGAAUUUCGACUUAAGAUAUGAGACUGAUUAAUUAAGACUGAUUAAUUAAGACUGAUUAAUUAAAACUGACUUGAUGUUUGAUUUCUGAAUUAAACUUUUGUUUUCUUUAUUUUCCCACCAUUAAGGGUGGGUGGUGCCCCUUUCAACGAGUGCAUAAAUGUCAUAAUUUGAGAUUAUUAAUCUUCAGACAUUUAUUAUAAAUUCCAAUCGCCAAGUAUUAUUUUGGUGCGGCCUUGUGAGGCUCAUUUCAAAUCGCUACAUAUAUUUUGGUGCGACCGUAUGAGGCUCAUUUCAAAUCACUACAUAUAUUUUGGUGCCCCGUGUGAGGCGUUUCAAACAAAACUUCUGGAUACUAACAGACAACCUAAAACUUAGCCUUCCAAAUUGAUGAGAGAAACUUAUUUCCAGGCUAUUUUAGACUUAAUCACAAUCAAUGCUAUGCUUGCUGAAGUUGCUUGACUAAGUUCUGAUGUUUUCCUGAUCUACGCAUAAAACCUUUAUGCUUUGUGUUUUACACACUUUUGUACUACAUGCCUGUAGUCUGUGUUUGAGCUGGACAGCGUGAAAUGUUGUUCUGAGUAGCAGUGAGACUGCUUCUUCUGCUCUGUCUAGACUGUCCAAUAUUUAAGUGCACGAUUGUUGCGUCGCCGUACGCUUGUAUUUAAGGCCUUUGGCUGAACCCAGUGUUCGCGAUGCUCCGAGCUGUGGUUUCAAGCCCCUGAAGUCUCUGUAGUCGGCUACGAGGUUCUAGUAACUAUAUGGGAUUCAGAUUUCCUCCUUUCCCCUGACAGAUUAGCUACCUGUCACAGGAAACCACUGUAACAGUGGGAGGUUGUUGUUUGAAUGAAUUCAGACAAAAUCCGUGGUCACGAAUCGCCGCAUUUGUGAUUUUAAAGUCUGCAGUUGAAUCUGCUGUUGAGGGAUUUGUCACUUUGAUUCUUGUUCCUGUAAAUGAUUUUAUUGAACCAAUCUGCCUGAGCAGAUGGUGUAAAGUUCUAUGUUUGAGGGUGCAGACGCAGCCUGCUGUGAAAUGUUAACCCUAUGUUGUCAGUGGAGAGACUGACCAUUUGGCCUUAAGCAGAUAAGGCCCUUCAAGGAGGCAGAGCCUAAAGGCCCCUUCCUGCACACUUCCCAACUCCUCAUAGCCACAAGAGGCUAGUUGGAUGACUGUUUCCUCUUUUCUUCUUCUUCUCCACUUGUGUUGAGCUUGUGCAGUUACCCCAACUCCAUACUGCCCCACAUGGUUGCUUUUGGUAUUGAGCUAACACUGCUAUUAUCUGCCUGCAGUAUCAGCCAGCUGUACUGCCUCUCUGUAGUCAGUGUGUAACACUCUACAGACAUAACUCAAGUGAUUGACUUGGUUGAUGAAGUUUGAUGUGCUUAUUCUAAAUCAUUGAUCAUUGAUUUUUGAUUUUUAUCUUUGUUAUAAGAGCCUCCAUAAUGUAUUGAUAAAGUAACUCCUUGAAUCAAUCACCUGAUCUUGUUGUUACUUAUCACAUCAUUGAGCAGUUUUACUGUUCCCUAUAAUACAUGAAUGUAUUAACCCUCCUCAUAAGAUUGAUUAAUUAAUUAAUGAACAAAUUAAUUAAUAUUUGAAAUUUCUUUUAACACUCCAGAUGGAUUUGGUAGUUGAACCUUUGGAUUUAUUGCAAUUUGUGAAUUAACUUCAGAGUUAAUUCCUUAAAUUGACAAUUUCAUUGAUUUUUCAAAUUCAUCCAACUGCAUCAGGCAGUUUAUUUAAGUUUUGCUGAUCUCUGCAAACACGGAGACAAAUUGAACCCUUUAUUCAAUGGUUCUGUAUCUGAUGUUAAAUUUAAUUUAACAUUAUUUCACCUUGUUUUUCUUUCAAUUUUCAUUGAAAUGAAUUUAACUUUAUGGUUUUUCUCUCCAUUAGAUAUCUACUCAGAUAGGCUCUUCCUCUUUAUCAAGCACUGAUAAAUUAAGUCGAUUAACCCACUUAAUUUGAUAUUUUGCUUCUUCUUUUCAUUUUAAGCCAACUCAAACUCAUCAACCAACCACCUGCUCCUCUUUACCAAAACCAAACAUGCCUAACACAAAAGAGUCCAGCCAGGGAGACCCCCUGAGGGACAUACCCACAGUGUUGGCAAACUUGACUAGUCAGCUGAUACCUCAGUACAUGACUAAGAUUCAAAAGGCCGAACCCUCCAAUCCGGAGGAUGCAAUGGCUGACUUACUGGAAACAGCCUUAACCACGACACUUCGUGACAAAGAGCUCACUAGAUGCAUGUCUGUCAUGAUGUCUUCUCAGCUUGAGUAUAAAGACUACUUGCUGGAAUGCGCUUUAGCAAAGAUAAAGGCGCAAAAAGACGAAAACAGCGCUCUGAAAAAGACGCUAGAGGAGACUAAGAAGUCUCUAAGUGUUUUAGAAAAACACAGUGCCAGAUGUGAAGCGUCAAAGCUUCCCUCACUGAUAAGUCAUGAAGAAAAUCUUGAUCUUAAAGACAAGAUUGAAAGACUUAAUGAAACCCUUUACAAAAAGGAGAAAGAACUUGAUGACACGAAUAAGCAGCUUGCUAAGACCACAGAGGAUCUGAUACAGUCAGAAUCCCUGCUAGAGCAAGCAACAGAAGAUGUAAAAACUUUGAAAGCACUGGUCAAAGUGCGUGCUGAAGCUCUUGAAGUUAAGGAGAAGCAAACUUCUACCUUACAGCACCAGCUCCAGAUAGCUCAAAGACAGUUAAUUCUUUGUCAAGAACGGCAAGAAAAGACAGACAAAGAACUUGAAGAUGCCCAAAGAGAGUUACAAUGCUCCCUCCAGUCAGGUCGAGCCCAAAGAGAACGCAUGGAGCAAACGUUUCUUGAAGAAAUGAUAGGUGAUCAGCCUCCUGAGAGAGCGCCAUCACUUCCUUCCAAACCAACUCUUAAGUAUCUCUCUCAGCAUCAUGACAGGACCCUGCUUGACCCUGAGAGGUCAUCCUUAAACCAAGAGUCCUACUCUCCUCCUCAUGAUGGCUUCUUACCAUUUCCCUCAGACAGGGAUCUUGACAAAAUUGCUCGCAACAUAGCACGCUUUGAACCUGAGCACCAAGGUGCUACUGACACCUGCACCUACUUGAAAGACAUUGACUUUUACCUGCGGAAAUUUCCAGGUGCAACCACUGAUGACAAAAUCUACCUUAUUAAGGCAACGUCAAGUCGAGAAGUUAGCAGUUUCCUUGAACGACAGCCUUAUUAUGUCAGAAAUAAUUAUGACUUGCUCUGCCAAGCAUUAAUCGAAGAGUUUUCUGAUCAUUUGACCCAGACAGGCCUUUCUGCUGCUCUGUCUAUUAAACAAGGGAGAUCAGAACCUCCCCAACAGUAUUACAACCGCUUACGCGAAGCUUACUUUGGUUUCCGAAAUGAACCAGAAAUGGAGGAGGACUUGAACUUCAAAACGCUGUUCGUCCAGAACCUCCACCCUACCACCAGUCAUCACCUUGGCGUCUUAGCUUGUCCAAACACUUUGACUAGCCGACAGCUUCGUGAACUUGCUGUAAAAGGUUUUGCCAAACAACGACAAACUUUGGCUAAGAAAGCAGAGCCCGUUACUCUCUUGGCUAUGGAGACAAAAUCACUGCCCAUGGAGCUGAACGAAGCUUCAGACUGUGUAUUUUCAGGCUCCGAUAAGCCUCCAAAUGAGUGGUUAACCAGGCCUCCAAAACCUUUUCGACCUCAACAAACUCACAAAGGUCAAAGUUACACACCAAGGCCCGGGUCUGACUCAGACCAAUGCCAGGUAAACUUUGAGACCAACUGUUGUUAUUCAGACUCCCGUCACGGUGGGUUUUAUCCCAGACAAAGGAAAAACCAUCAACACCGCCAAAGGGGGGUGAAUGACUGGCAGAAUCAGAGUAAAUCACACUCUCAGAAACGACGAUCUUAUUAUCCACCUCAAUCGGUUUCAUCCACUUCGAAGGUGAAUAAACAUGACCACUCAGCUAACCACUGAGAUUAACACUGCGGAGUCAUGAAGGUGUGAGUCCUGCGAAAGCAGAAGUCACCCAGCCAAAGCUGAAUGACUCCAAUAAGAUUUCCAAAUGCUGUGGUGAUACAUUGAUGACUGCAAUCCCAGUUGCUGCUUUCUUUGUUAGCAUUUGUCUCUCCUCUGUCAAUAUGGUCAGCUUGUCAGCUGUCAAAUAUCCCAUGAAUAGAUUAAAAGCUGAAAUUUCUGUCAUUAAGACUCAGAUUGACAAAUUUCAGACUCAACAGCAGAUAAUUAGUCAAACCGAUAAGAGCAUCAUCCCCAAGUUUAAAAGACAAAGUUUAAGAGAAACUCUGUGCAGUAAAUUUUUGAUGUUUGUGAUUCAGGUUGACUAUGCUCAUACACAGAUGGUUAAUAUGUCUAUAGCAGACAUUUCUUUUCCACCUAAGUCUUAACCAUUUUUGAAACUGAAAUUGAACUUUCAGACUUCUCCAGCAAGCAUGAAAAACAGCUAUAGCUUUAGAUCCAGUUAGCAUUCAGACUAAAGAGUGCUUUUCUAAAUCUCAUUAAUACUGAAAAUUAGGAGAUUUUCUUUCACAUUAGUCUACCAAUAGUUAACUGAGAAAGUCUAACAACUAGACGAUUUUAUUUGAUAGCUUAAUACAUGCUUAAUUUUAUCUCAAAGCAGUACUAGUGAUUCACAUAGUGAUGCUGAGACGCAUCAGUCCUAUUUGCAUACACCUGCUGCUUCUUCAUGGUUGUCUACUCGUCGUCCCGAUGCUCCAUGGACAGGACCACCGUGACGAAGGGGGGACUGUAGCAAUCAAGACAACCCUGGAUGUGAAACCCACACAUUCCUUACAGGAAAGUUUCCUUAUCUGGUCCCAGGAAACAGGAUAUAAAUCUUUCCAGACGUGUUUGCCCUUUCAGGUUAAAUAAGUGACCCAACCGGAGGUUGACUAAACCUCUGACUCUUCAGGAUUGGUCAGUUCGGCGAACAGAGACAGAGUUUUAUUACCUUUCAAACUGACUCCAUUUGCUGACCAUCUAAAUAAACAUUAACCCAGAUCUCCCAUUUGAGAUUUAGCGUCUUAAAGUGUGUGAACAUACGGACCCCAGGAUAAGGGGGGACACUGACCUCCAGACCUCGGUCGUAAAACCCUGCUCGACCAUACACUGAUAAAGACUGCAUUCCUUUGGUGAAAGAAUACAAAUGACUGAUCAUGACAUCUUAUGCAUUCAGCAAUGUACUAAUCUGUCUAAUCAUGAAAUUUGUGUUAAAAUGAGAUGUUUCCCAUUUUUCUAUGUGCUCCAGAAGCCGAGUUAUCGCUCUUUAGUUUCUUUAGACCAACAGCUUUUCAGACUGUUUCAUGAACUUUUAAGAGUUACAUUUAUUGACUAUGGAUCAUAACUUUACUCUAUGAACACAGAAAUAGUUUAGAAAUGUUUGGUCUAUAUUUUAAUCGUUUAUUUAGUAUUUUUAACCAUUAGGUGGUUAUAAUGUCAUUGAAUAACCUUAAUGUGAGUAUUUAGAAUCCAUUAUUAAUCAUGAUGACGUUCAUUCACAUGUAUUUACUCUUUUGUUGUUCACAGUUUCCAUGUGUUACUAUCUGUUUCAUUUCAGAGUAAUUUAGCAUGUUCAAUGUGAUACUUAAAACAUAAUGAGAAUGUUUGAUGUGAUCCUACACUUCAUUCAUAUGUGUUUAGUAUCAAAUUAUUUAUCAUGAAACCAAACAUUCAAUGAUAUUAAUCAUAGUGAGUGAGUAUCAGAUCUGACUCUUUUGCCAGCCAAAAGAAUAAGUUAGAUCAAAUAAUCAAAGACCACACGACCCCUCCUCUGUCUCCUCACACCCACACGCCGGAGACACACCCAGUGUGAGAAGAUAAAACCAGUGAAGUGGGGUUGCUCACUCUCUUAUGCCUCUUACUUUCCUCUUAUGCUUCUGCUCUUCUGCUGACUCUCUUGUCCCCGGCUCUUAUGCCCCUUCUCUUCUGUCCACACCCUUCUGUGGUGCGUUUCUUUGUUUUCUCUUAGAACUUUUUCUUAGUCUUCUAAGUUUUACGCCACGUGUUGAUUCACGUUGAUUUUUCUUUAACAUCGUCUUAGUUCAAGUUUGAAACUUCAACUUUUUGUGCGCAUAGCAAUUCAAGAUUAAGCCUUUGAUUGAUUUUUCUUUAAUUUCGCGAAGCCAUUUUUGAAAGUUUUCUCUGCUCUUCGAGCCUCGUUUUUCUGAGUUUUCUGCGUGAUUUCAAAGUCACCUCUGAACGCAACCCAGCAGGCCCAGGUCAUCCUCUGUGCCAGAGUUUUUGAGUGAGACCAAAGAAAGUACCCAAACGAGCAUCCACAGGAUCCACAGGCGCUGGCUUUGCUUCGGGCCCGAGUGCUGCAACUCCUGGCUCAUCCUUCGGCUGACUUCAGUCGUCUUCUGAGCUGAACCGCUCGAACCGCCAGUAGCCCCGGACCUUCGGAACCUGCUCCAUCUUCUCCAAGGACCAGUCUCACUUAAGUAUGCAAACCUCCAGAGCUCCAGACAGGGCUGAUGCUGUCUCACGCGUUCAUAACUCAGAUAUCCACCUAUUUCUGGUGAUCUUAGAUUCCUCCAAAUCUACACCCGAGUUUAUCUCGACACCAAAGUUAGUGUAGGUUAAUAUGUUCGCGCAUAUUCACUCACUAUCAUUAACUUUAGUGCUCCUAGCCUGACUCAGAAUCUUUAUUUAUUCACCUAUUAUUAUUUAUCUUCAUUAUCUUAUCAUCAUUUAUUGCAUGUGUGUUGUACCAUCAUUUAUCCUGUAAUAAACAGAUCAUUAUUUUUCUAAGUUCCUGUCUGUUAGUGUUCUUCCAGAAGUGGAGUCCCUGAAAUUAGAAUUUCGACUUAAGAUAUGAGACUGAUUAAUUAAGACUGAUUAAUUAAGACUGAUUAAUUAAAACUGACUUGAUGUUUGAUUUCUGAAUUAAACUUUUGUUUUCUUUAUUUUCCCACCAUCAAGGGUGGGUGGUGCCCCUUUCAACGAGUGCAUAAAUGUCAUAAUUUGAGAUUAUUAAUCUUCAGACAUUUAUUAUAAAUUCCAAUCGCCAAGUAUUAUUUUGGUGCGGCCUUGUGAGGCUCAUUUCAAAUCGCUACAUAUAUUUUGGUGCGACCGUAUGAGGCUCAUUUCAAAUCACUACAAUAAUCUCAAAUUAUGACAUUUAUGCACUCGUUGAAAGGGGCACCACCCACCCUUAAUGGUGGGAAAAUAAAGAAAACAAAAGUUUAAUUCAGAAAUCAAACAUCAAGUCAGUUUUAAUUAAUCAGUCUUAAUUAAUCAGUCUUAAUUAAUCAGUCUCAUAUCUUAAGUCGAAAUUCUAAUUUCAGGGACUCCACUUCUGGAAGAACACUAACAGACAGGAACUUAGAAAAAUAAUGAUCUGUUUAUUACAGGAUAAAUGAUGGUACAACACACAUGCAAUAAAUGAUGAUAAGAUAAUGAAGAUAAAUAAUAAUAGGUGAAUAAAUAAAGAUUCUGAGUCAGGCUAGGAGCACUAAAGUUAAUGAUAGUGAGUGAAUAUGUGCUAACAUAUUAACCUACACUAACUUUGGUGUCGAGAUUAACUCGGAUGUGGAUUUGGAGGAAUCUAAGAUCACCAGAAAUAGGUGGAUAUCUGAGUUAUGAACGCGUGAGACAGCAUCAGCCCUGUCUGGAGCUCUGGAGGUUUGCAUACUUAAGUGAGACUGGUCCUUGGAGAAGAUGGAGCAGGUUCCGAAGGUCCGGGCUACUGGCGGUUCGAGCGGUUCAGCUCAGAAGACGACUGAAGUCAGCCGAAGGAUGAGCCAGGAGUUGCCGCACUCGGGCCCGAAGCAAAGCCAGCGCCUGUGGAUCCUGUGGAUGCUCGUUUGGGUACUUCUUUGGUCUCACUCAAAAACUCUGGCACAGAGGAUGACCUGGGCCUGUUGGGUUGCGUUCGGAGGUGACUUUGAAAUCACGCAGAAAACUCAGAAAAACGAGGCUCGAAGAGCAGAGAAAACUUUCAAAAAUGGCUUCGCGAAAUUAAAGAAAAAUCAAUCAAAGGCUUAAUCUUGAAUUGCUAUGUGCACAAAAGUUGAAGUUUCAAAACUUGAACUAAGACGAUGUUAAAGAAAAAUCAACGUGAAUCAACACGUGGCGUAAAACUUAGUAGACUAAGAAAAAGUUCUAAGAGAAAAUAAAGAAACGCACCACAGAAGGGUGUGGGCAGAAGAGAAGGGGCAUAAGAGCCGGGGACAAGAGAGUCAGCAGAAGAGCAGAAGCAUAAGAGGAAUAAGAGCAUAAGAGAGCUAAGAGAGCGUAAGAGAGUGAGCAACCCCACUCCACUGGUUUUAUCUUCUCACACUGGGAGUGUCUGAGGAGAAAGAGGAGGGGUCAUCGGGUCUCUGAUUAUUUGAUCUAACUUAUUCUUUUGGCUGGUAAAAGAGUCAGAUCUGAUACUCACUCACUAUGAUUAAUAUCAUUGAAUGCUUGGUUUCAUGAUAAAUAAUUUGAUACUAAACACAUAUGAAUGAAGUGUAGGAUCACAUCAAACAUUCUCAUUAUGUUUUAAGUAUCACAUUGAACAUGCUAAAUUACUCUGAAAUGAAACAGAUAGUAACACAUAGAAACUGUGAACAACAAAAGAGUAAACACAUGUGAAUGAACGUCAUCAUGAUUAAUAAUGGAUUCUAAAUACUCACAUUCAGAUUAUUCAGUGACAUUAUAACCACCUAAUGGUUAAGAUACUAAAUAAAUAACUAAAAUAUAAACCAAACAUUUCUAAACUAUUUCUGUUACUUAGAGUAAACUUAGGAUUCAUAGUCAAUAAAUUUAACUCUUAAAAGUUCAUGAAACAGUCUGAAAAGCUGUUGGUCUAAAGAACAAAAGAAUAAGGAUUUAUUCUGUCAGAUAAGAUAACUUGGCUUCUGAAGCACAUAGAAAAACGGGAAACAUCUCAUUUUAACACAAAUUUCAUGAUUAGACAGAUUAGUACAUUGCUGAAUGCAUAAGAUGUCAUGAUCAGUCAUUUGUAUUCUUUCACCAAAGGAAUGCAGUCUUUAUCAGUGUAUGGUCGAGCAGGGUUUUACGACCGAGGUCUGGAGGUCAGUGUCCCCCUUAUCCUGGGGUCCGUAUGUUCACACACUUUAAGACGCUUAAUCUCAAAUGGGAGAUCUGGGUUAAGGUUAAUGUUUAUUUAGAUGGUCAGCAAAUGGAGUCAGUUUGAAAGGUAAUAAAAACUCUGUCUCUGUUCGCCGAACUGACCAAUCCUGAAGAGUCAGAGGUUUAGUCAACCUCCGGUUGGGUCACUUAUUUAACCUGAAAGUGCAAACACGUCUGGAAAGAUUUAUAUCCUGUUUCCUGGGACCAGAUAAGGAAACUUUCCUGUAAGGAAUGUGUGGGUUUCACAUCCAGGGUUGUCUUGAUUGCUACAGUCCCCCCUUCGUCACGGUGGUCCUGUCCAUGGAGCAUCGGGACGACGAGUAGACAACCAUGAAGCAGCAGCAGCAGCAGCAGGUGUAUGCAAAUAGGACUGAUGCGUCUCGUCAUCACUAUGUGAAUCACUAGUACUGCUUUGAGAUAAAAUUAAGCAUGCAUUAAGCUAUCAAAUAAAAUCGUCUAGUUGUUAGACUCUUCUCAGUUAACUAUUGGUAGACUAAUGUGAAAGAAAAUCUCCUAAUUUUCAAUAUUAAUGAGACUUAGAAAAGCACUCUUUAGUCUGAAUGCUAACUGGAUCUAAAGCUAUAGCUGUUUUUCAUGCUUGCUGGAGAAGUCUGAAAGUUCAAUUUCAGUUUCAAAAAUGGUUAAGACUUAGGUGGAAAAGAAAUGUCUGCUAUAGACAUAUUAACCAUCUGUGUAUGAGCAUAGUCAACCUGAAUCACAAACAUCAAAAGUUUACUGCACAGAGUUUCUCUUAAACUUUGUCUGUUAAACUUGGGGAUGAUGCUCUUAUCGGUUUGACUAAUUAUCUGCUAUUAAGUCUGAAAUUUGUCAAUCUGAGUCUUAAUGACAGAAAUUUCAGGUUUUAAUCUGUUCAUGGGAUAUUUGACAGCUGACAAGCUGACUAUAUUGACAGAGGAGAGACAAAUGCUAACAAAGAAAGCAGCAACUGGGAUUGCAGUCAUCAAUGUAUCACCACAGCAUUUGGAUAUCUUAUUGGAGUCAUUUAGCUUUGGCUGGGUGACUUCUGCUUUCGCAGGACUCACACCUUCAUGACUCCACAGUGUUAAUCUCAGUGGUUAGCUGAGUAGUCAUGUUUAUUCACCUUCAAAGUGGAUGAAACCGAUUGAGGUGGAUAAUAAGAUCGUCGUUUCUGAGAGUGUGAUUUACUCUGAUUCUGCCAGUCAUUCACCCCCCUUUGGUGGUGUUGGUGGUUUUUCCUUUGUCUGGGAUAAAACCCACCGUGACGGGAGUCUGAAUAACAACAGUUGGUCUCAAAGUUUACCGGGCAUUGGUCUGUGUCAGACCUGGGCCUUGGUGUGUAACUUUGACCUUUGUGAGUGUGUUGAGGUCGAAAAGGUUUUGGAGGCCUGGUUAACCACUCAUUUGGAGGCUUAUCGGAGCCUGAAAAUACACAAUCUGAAGCUUCGUUCAGCUCCAUGGGCAGUGAUUUUGUCUCCAUAGCCAACAGAGUAACAGGCUCUGCUUUCUUAGCCAAAGUUUGUCGUUGUUUGGCAAAACCUUUUACAGCAAGUUCACGAAGCUGUCGGCUAGUCAAAGUGUUUGGACAAGCUAAGAUGCCAAGGUGAUGACUGGUGGUAGGGUGGAGGUUCUGGACGAACAGCGUUUUGAAGUUCAAGUCCUCCUCCAUUUCUGGUUCAUUUCGGAAACCAAAGUAAGCUUCACGUAAGCGGUUGUAAUACUGUUGGGGAGAUUCUGAUCUCCCUUGUUUAACAGACAGAGCAGCAGAGAGGCCUGUCUGGGUCAAAUGAUCAGAAAACUCUUCGAUUAAUGCUUGGCAGAGCAAGUCAUAAUUAUUUCUGACAUGAUAAGGCUGUCGUUCAAGGAAACUGCUAACCUCUCGACUUGAUGUCGCCUUAAUAAGGUAGAUUUUGUCAUCAAUGGUUGCACCUGGAAAUUUCCUCAGGUAAAAGUCAAUGUCUUUCAAGUAGGUGCAGGUGUCAAUAGCGGCUUGGUGCUCAGGUUCAAAGCGUGCUAUGAUGCGAGCAAUUUUGUCAAGAUCCCUGUCUGAGGGAAAUGGUAAGAAGCCAUCAUGAGGAGGAGAGUAGGACUCUUGGUUUAAGGAUGACCUCUCAGGGUCAAGCAGGGUCCUGUCAUGAUGCUGAGAGAGAUACUUAAGAGUUGGUUUGGAAGGAAGUGAUGGCGCUCUCUCAGGAGGCUGAUCACCUAUCAUUUCUUCAAGAAACGUUUGCUCCAUGCGUUCUCUUUGGGCUCGACCUGACUGGAGGGAGCAUUGUAACUCUCUUUGGGCAUCUUCAAGUUCUUUGUCUGUCUUUUCUUGCCGUUCUUGACAAAGAAUUAACUGUCUUUGAGCUAUCUGGAGCUGGUGCUGUAAGGUAGAAGUUUGCUUCUCCUUAACUUCAAGAGCUUCAGCACGCACUUUGACCAGUGCUUUCAAAGCUUUUACAUCUUCUGUUGCUUGCUCUAGCAGGGAUUCUGACUGUAUCAGAUCCUCUGUGGUCUUAGCAAGCUGCUUAUUCGUGUCAUCAAGUUCUUUCUCCUUUUUGUAAAGGGUUUCAUUAAGUCUUUCAAUCUUGUCUUUGAGAUCAAGAUUUUCUUCAUGACUUAUCAGUGAGGGAAGCUUUGACGCUUCACAUCUGACACUGUGUUUUUCUAAAACACUUAGAGACUUCUUAGUCUCUUCUAGCGUCUUUUUCAGAGCGCUGUUUUCGUCUUUUUGCGCCUUUAUCUUUGCUAAAGCGCAUUCCAGCAAGUAGUCUUUAUACUCAAGCUGAGAAGACAUCACGACAGACAUGCAUCUAGUGAGCUCUUUGUCACGAAGUGUCGUGGUUAAAGCUGUUUCCAGUAAGUCAGCCAUUGCAUCCUCCGGAUUGGAGGGUUUGGCCUUUUGAAUCUUAGUCAUAUACUGAGGUAUCAGCUGACUAGUCAAGUUUGCCAACACUGUGUGUAUGUCCCUCAGGGGGUCUCCCUGGCUGGACUCUUUUGUGUUAGGCAUGUUUGGUUUUGGUAAAGAGGUGCAGGUGGUUGGUUGAUGAGUUUGAGUUGACUUAAAAUGAAAGGAAGAAGCAAAAUAUCAAAUUAAGUGGGUUAAUCGACUUAAUUUAUCAGUGCUUGAUAAAGAGGAAGAGCCUAUCUGAGUAGAUCUCUAAUGGAGAGAAAAAUAACAUAAAGUUAAAUUCAUUUCAAUCAAAAUUGAAAAACAAUGAAAUGAUGUUAAAUUAAAUUUAACAUCAGAUACAGAACCAUUGAAUAAAGGGUUCAGUUUGUCUCCGUGUUGCAGAGAUCAGCAAAGCUUAAAUAAACUGCCUGGUGCAGUUGGAUGAAUUGGGAAAAAUCGAUGAAAUUGUCAAUUUAAGGAAUUAACUCUGAAAUUAAUUCACCAAUCGCAAUAAAGCUAAAGAUUCAACUACCCAAUUCAUCUGAAAUGGUAAAAUAAAUUUCAAAUAUUAAUUAAUUUGUUCAUUAAUUAAUUAAUCUUAUGAGGAGGGUUAAUACAUUCAUGUAUUAUAGGGAACAGUAAAACUGCUCAAUGGUGUGAUAAGUAACAACAAGAUCAGGUGAUUGAUUCAAGGAGUUACUUUAUCAAUACAUUAUGGAGGCUCUUAUAACAAAGAUAAAAAUCAAAAAUCAAUGAUCAAUGAUUUAGAAUAAGCACAUCAAACUUCAUCAACCAAGUCAAUCACUUGAAUUAUGUCUGUAGAGUGUUACACACUGACUACAGAGAGGCAGUACAGCUGGCUGGUACUGCAGGCAGAUAAUAGCAGUGUUAGCUCAAUACCAAAAGCAACCAUGUGGGGCAGUAUGGAGUUGGGGUAACUGCACAAGCUCAACACAAGUGGAGAAGAAGAAGAGAAGAGGAAACAGUCAUCCAACUAGCCUCUUGUGGCUGUGAGGAGUUGGGAAGUGUGCAGGAAGGGGCCUUUAGGCUCUGCCUCCUUGAAGGGCCUUAUCUGCUUAAGGCCAAAUGGUCAGUCUCUCCACUGACAACAAAGGGUUAACAUUUCACAGCAGGCUGCGUCUGCACCCUCAAACAUAGAACUUUACACCAUCUGCUCAAGCAGAUUGGUUCAAUAAAAUCAUUUACAGAAACAAGAAUCAAAGUGGCAAAUCCUUAAACAGCAGAUUCAACUGCAGACUUUAAAAUCACAAAUGCGGUGAUUUGUGGACACAAAUUUUGUCUCAAUUCAAUCAAACAACAACCUCCCACUGUUACAGUGGUUUCCUGUGACAGGUAGUUAAUCUGUCAGGGGAAAGGAGGAAAUCUGAAUCCCAUACAUAUAGUUACUAGAACUUCGUAGCAGACGAUAGAGACAAGAAUCAAAGUGACAAAUCCCUCAAUAGCAGAUUCAACUGCAAACUUAAAAAUCACAAAUGCGGCGAUUUGUGAACACAAAUUUUGUCUGAAUUCGAUCAAACAACAACCUCCCACUGUUACAGUGGUUUCCUGUGACAGGUAGUUAAUCUGUCAGGGGAAAGGAGGAAAUCUGAAUCCCAUAUAGUUACUAGAACCUCGUAGCCGACUACAGAGACUUCAGGGGCUUGAAACCACAGCUCGGAGCAUCGCGAACACUGGGUUCAGCCAAAGGCCUUAAAUACAAGCGUACGGCGACGCAACAAUCGUGCACUUAAAUAUUGGACAGUCUAGACAGAGCAGAAGAGGCAGUCUCACUGCUACUCAGAAAAACAUUUCACGCUGUCCAGCUCAAACACAGACUACAGGCAUGUAGUACAAAAGUGUGUGAAACACAGAGCAUAAAGGUUUUAUGCAUAGAUCAGGAAAACAUCGGAACUUAGUCAAGCAACUUCAGCAAGCAUAGCAUUGAUUGUGAUCAAGUCUAAAACAGCCUGGAAAUAAGUUUCUCUCAUCAAUUUGGAAGGCUAAGUUUUAGGUUGUCUGUUAGUAUCCAGAAGUUUUGUUUGAAACGCCUCACGCAGGGGCACCAAAAUAUAUGUAGUGAUUUGAAAUGAGCCUCACAAGGCCGCACCAAAAUAAUACUUGGCGAUUGGAAUUUAUAAUAAAUGUCUGAAGAUUAAUAAUCUCAAAUUAUGACAUUUAUGCACUCGUUGAAAGGGGCACCACCCACCCUUAAUGGUGGGAAAAUAAAGAAAACAAAAGUUUAAUUCAGAAAUCAAACAUCAAGUCAGUUUUAAUUAAUCAGUCUUAAUUAAUCAGUCUUAAUUAAUCAGUCUCAUAUCUUAAGUCGAAAUUCUAAUUUCAGGGACUCCACUUCUGGAAGAACACUAACAGACAGGAACUUAGAAAAAUAAUGAUCUGUUUAUUACAGGAUAAAUGAUGGUACAACACACAUGCAAUAAAUGAUGAUAAGAUAAUGAAGAUAAAUAAUAAUAGGUGAAUAAAUAAAGAUUCUGAGUCAGGCUAGGAGCACUAAAGUUAAUGAUAGUGAGUGAAUAUGUGCUAACAUAUUAACCUACACUAACUUUGGUGUCGAGAUUAACUCGGAUGUGGAUUUGGAGGAAUCUAAGAUCACCAGAAAUAGGUGGAUAUCUGAGUUAUGAACGCGUGAGACAGCAUCAGCCCUGUCUGGAGCUCUGGAGGUUUGCAUACUUAAGUGAGACUGGUCCUUGGAGAAGAUGGAGCAGGUUCCGAAGGUCCGGGCUACUGGCGGUUCGAGCGGUUCAGCUCAGAAGACGACUGAAGUCAGCCGAAGGAUGAGCCAGGAGUUGCCGCACUCGGGCCCGAAGCAAAGCCAGCGCCUGUGGAUCCUGUGGAUGCUCGUUUGGGUACUUCUUUGGUCUCACUCAAAAACUCUGGCACAGAGGAUGACCUGGGCCUGUUGGGUUGCGUUCGGAGGUGACUUUGAAAUCACGCAGAAAACUCAGAAAAACGAGGCUCGAAGAGCAGAGAAAACUUUCAAAAAUGGCUUCGCGAAAUUAAAGAAAAAUCAAUCAAAGGCUUAAUCUUGAAUUGCUAUGUGCACAAAAGUUGAAGUUUCAAAACUUGAACUAAGACGAUGUUAAAGAAAAAUCAACGUGAAUCAACACGUGGCGUAAAACUUAGUAGACUAAGAAAAAGUUCUAAGAGAAAAUAAAGAAACGCACCACAGAAGGGUGUGGGCAGAAGAGAAGGGGCAUAAGAGCCGGGGACAAGAGAGUCAGCAGAAGAGCAGAAGCAUAAGAGGAAUAAGAGCAUAAGAGAGCUAAGAGAGCGUAAGAGAGUGAGCAACCCCACUCCACUGGUUUUAUCUUCUCACACUGGGAGUGUCUGAGGAGAAAGAGGAGGGGUCAUCGGGUCUCUGAUUAUUUGAUCUAACUUAUUCUUUUGGCUGGUAAAAGAGUCAGAUCUGAUACUCACUCACUAUGAUUAAUAUCAUUGAAUGCUUGGUUUCAUGAUAAAUAAUUUGAUACUAAACACAUAUGAAUGAAGUGUAGGAUCACAUCAAACAUUCUCAUUAUGUUUUAAGUAUCACAUUGAACAUGCUAAAUUACUCUGAAAUGAAACAGAUAGUAACACAUAGAAACUGUGAACAACAAAAGAGUAAACACAUGUGAAUGAACGUCAUCAUGAUUAAUAAUGGAUUCUAAAUACUCACAUUCAGAUUAUUCAGUGACAUUAUAACCACCUAAUGGUUAAGAUACUAAAUAAAUAACUAAAAUAUAAACCAAACAUUUCUAAACUAUUUCUGUUACUUAGAGUAAACUUAGGAUUCAUAGUCAAUAAAUUUAACUCUUAAAAGUUCAUGAAACAGUCUGAAAAGCUGUUGGUCUAAAGAACAAAAGAAUAAGGAUUUAUUCUGUCAGAUAAGAUAACUUGGCUUCUGAAGCACAUAGAAAAACGGGAAACAUCUCAUUUUAACACAAAUUUCAUGAUUAGACAGAUUAGUACAUUGCUGAAUGCAUAAGAUGUCAUGAUCAGUCAUUUGUAUUCUUUCACCAAAGGAAUGCAGUCUUUAUCAGUGUAUGGUCGAGCAGGGUUUUACGACCGAGGUCUGGAGGUCAGUGUCCCCCCUUAUCCUGGGGUCCGUAUGUUCACACACUUUAAGACGCUUAAUCUCAAAUGGGAGAUCUGGGUUAAGGUUAAUGUUUAUUUAGAUGGUCAGCAAAUGGAGUCAGUUUGAAAGGUAAUAAAAACUCUGUCUCUGUUCGCCGAACUGACCAAUCCUGAAGAGUCAGAGGUUUAGUCAACCUCCGGUUGGGUCACUUAUUUAACCUGAAAGUGCAAACACGUCUGGAAAGAUUUAUAUCCUGUUUCCUGGGACCAGAUAAGGAAACUUUCCUGUAAGGAAUGUGUGGGUUUCACAUCCAGGGUUGUCUUGAUUGCUACACCCAGGCCUCUUUUGUAUGUGGAUAUAAAUUGGAUAUGUAUCCGAUGUGACUGCAGUGUGGACACUCAGGUCGCGUUCACCCGAUCUAUACAUCAUCAAUAUGCGACAAACGUCACCAUUGUGCGACAACACAAACAGGCGCGGAAAGCAAUGGCGGACGAGGAAACAGAGAACAGCGUCACGUCCUGCUUUGUGCACAUACGGGUCACUUCACGGAUGCAGUCCGUUCACAUUAGAUGAGGCAUUCGUUGUUGUAACCUGAACAACCGCACAAAUAGAUUGGAUUUAACAAAAAAUCUGAAUUGUGGAUCAUAACCUGCAGUGUGAACAUAGGCUUAGACUCUUUUGAGACGCUUCAAGUAAACUCAUAGAAAGUAUGGAGCAGGAUCUUGGUUACAGGAGAGUGUCAAUAACAGGACAACAUAGACUCCUCCAGGAGUAGCUUCAAUUCCAGUGACUUUCUAAAAUCUCCUCAGUAGCACUUUUAUCCACUCAUGUAGAAUCAUGCAUGCUUCUUAUUUCUCCAACCCUUUCACACUUUGAUCUCCAUCCCCACAGACACAGCUGCAGAUACCUCCAUUCAGAGUUGACUGGAGGGCAAAUGUGACUUUGCUGCAGACAAACAUUUGUGUGUUCUGGAUUAUGGACUGUUUGUUCCCUCCUGGUCAAAACUCUAGGGAGCAGUCUGAACAAAUGCUGAGUCAGAACAUCCUGAGACCAAAAUAGAAACCUGCUGUUUGUCCGGUCUUCGGUUCUGUCUGUUGGCUCGUCUCUGUUUAUGUUGGCAGUAAAGGUGUGUGGCUUCUGAGGUCAACGGUUGUCAGUCUCCUCACCUUUAUCCCUGGAAGUAAAGAUUUCAACUUUAACAUCAAUGUUGAACAUUUGCAACUUUCAGUCAGAUGGUCUCUAAGGGCAAAGCAUAUUAGAAAACUACAUCUGAGAAUAUCUGACAGUGGCCAUUAGAUGGCAGCAAAACAACACUAACAAAUGCAAACAAUGAAAAUAUCUUCCUUUUUAACUUCAACCUACUCAGAUUACUUUUUAGCUCUUUUAACUGAAAACUUUAUAUAGAUAUGAAGUAUUUAUUCAUGCUUGAAGGCAGCACAAAUAAACUACAUUUUUGUCUCACAUUCACAUCCAUUUCAGUACAUUUCAUUCACAUGCUAAGGUAUUGGGUUGAAUAUAAACUUAAAACAGCAAAUUUGAUGUAAAACUGUAUAAAUUCGGCUGAUUUUUUCUUUUAAAUUUACUACAUGGUUUAACUCUGUUUACAGUCGGUAGCUUUCCAUGGCUUAUAAAUGCCACUAUUUAUGUAUAUUUAUUUAUUAUUUCCUCCCCAUGACUUUAAUCUGCUUAUUUCACCCUAUGAAACAAUGAUUCAUGCAUUUGUCCUUGUCAAAUAUAAAAGUAAAUGAAUGAGUAAAUUAAAGGUGCUCAUGGUCUCUAAUCAUGGAGCUCACACACUCUCUCGUGUUUCCCUCCUUCAGUUUGUCCGAUGGGUGCCAGCAGCAGCAGGUUGUUUGGUACAUUGGCCCAGACACUGAACAGCGCCCCCCUGGCCCAACCAGACCUGUACCCGGAGGAGAACUCAGACCAGGACUUGGAUCAGGACCUGGCUGAGAUUGACCCAGACCAACUGCUUAGAGAGUGUGAGGAGGCCCUGCAGAGUCGUCCAGCCCGUCCACACCGGGACCUGGUCUUUCCUAAUGGCUUGUCACCCCAUCAUCACACAUAUAACCCGUCUAUACGGGUCAUGCAGUGGAAUAUACUUGCACAAGGUAAGAGAACCAGAACUUCUCUGGGUUUAAGUUCUCUUGGUAACCCUUAAAAAGAUCCAGAUUCAAAUGGCUUAUGUGACAUGACCUUGAGGCUGGGACGCCCUCGGAACAGUUUCACACUGCUGAUUUCAAAGCAGCAAAGUGUGAAAACAUUUUAAAAAAUGACCAGCUGUCAUCAUUUCACAGUUUUCUGAUUGAUCAGCAACUAAAAAAGAGCAGCUGCUGGACAUUUGGAGGGGAAACUGCCCUAAUAUCAAGCUAAAAUAAAUUUCUUGAAAAUUUUUGAGACUUAAGACUCUAUGCAAGCAUGCACUGUCUCAAAGGGGGUGUCCUGACGCCAGUGAAGCCUGUGAGGUUGAUAUCUUUGGUGUUAAGUAUUUUGACAGCCUUUUAGAUUUUGACCAAAAACUUUUAUCACACUUAUUAGGUCAGCAUUUCAGUAAUCCAAGUAAGAGAGCUAUAAAUCCUUUGGGCUGAUUCAUGGCAUUUUAAAGUCACUGGCAUCACUGUUACCUGCUCUCACAAAGGCUGAUAAAAAACAAUGAAAUAAUGUCUGCAGACACUGCAGGUGGUCUCAUCAGUGUGGCCGCUGUUGAGCAAUAUAAACAUCACCCUAAGGCAGUGGUUCUCAAGUCCAGUCCUCGAGGCCCACUGUCCUGCAUGUUUUGGAUGUUUCCCUGCUCCAACACACCUGAUUCAAAUGAUUAGCUCGUUAUCAAGCUCUGUAAUGGCUUAAUAACGAGCUGAUCAUUUGAAUCAGGUGUGUUGGAGCAGGGAAACAUCCAAAACAUGCAGGACAGUGGGCCUCGAGGACUGGACUUGAGAACCACUGCCCUAAGGGAUAAUAGGUUUGCCCCUAUCCUAAAUGACAACAUUAUCAAAUUCUUAAAGACAAAUAUAUAAACUUCAAUCUGAAGAAUAAUGCAGUUUAGAGUUACUCCUGACAUAAACAUCCAUCAUGUUCAAGUUUAACCUAAUGCAUGUUGAAGUGCAUGUAACAACAGGAAUUACUCUUAAAUGUUGUAUUUUGUCAAAUGCAAAAAGGAGACAACAACAGCAUAAUAUUGACUUCACAUAUCCACCGUCAGCUGACCUGCUCCAUGUUUAUUUAUCUGCAGUUAACUACUUACUCAUCAGUAUUUGCUCUUAUUUUCAAAAGUGGUGGAUCUCUGCAGACCUCCUCUGACUUUGAAACGUUGUCCUCACACUGUAGGAGUCUGCAUCCAUCCAAAGAUAUCCGUAUUAUUAAGAACUAAUGUAAGCUGUUAUGAUAUCUAAUGAAUGGGUCUCUCUCUGUUCCAGCUCUCGGUGAGGGGAAAGACGGCUUCAUCCGCUGUCCACUGGAUGCUCUCAACUGGGAGGAGAGAAAGUACCUGAUCCUGGAGGAGAUCCUCACAUACCGCCCUGACAUCCUGUGUCUUCAGGAAGUGGACCACUACUACGACACUUUCCAGCCAAUCCUGUCCAGCCUGGGUUACCAUGGCACCUUCAUGGCCAAACCCUGGUCUCCGUGUCUGGACGUAGAGCAGAAUAACGGUCCUGACGGCUGUGCUCUGUUUUACAGACGCUCACGUUUUUCCUUGCAGGCCACAGCUCACUUGCGGCUGUCAGCCAAGAUGCUGCCCACUAACCAGGUUGCCAUCGUUCAGACACUGACCUGCAGGGAGACGGGCCGGCGGCUGUGCGUGGCGGUCACACACCUGAAGGCUCGUAGCGGCUGGGAGAGGCUUCGAAGCGCGCAGGGUGCUGACCUCCUGCAGAGUUUACGCCGCAUCACAUCUCGAUGCGGUGACAGAGAGGCGGCGUCAGGCAAUGUUCCUCUGGUGGUGUGUGGGGACUUUAACGCUGAGCCUACAGAGGAGGUUUACAGAAGCUUUAGCUCCUCUCCACUGGGCCUGGACUCUGCAUACAAGCUGCUGAGCUCUGACGGACAGACAGAGCCUGCAUACACCACCUGGAAGAUCCGCCCCUCUGGAGAGAGCUGCAGCACUCUGGACUACAUCUGGUACUCCCACGAUGCUUUGAAUGUGGACUGUGUGUUGGACAUUCCCACAGAGGAGCAGAUCGGUCCAGACCGCCUCCCCUCCUACCACUACCCCUCCGACCAUUUAUCCCUGCUGUGUGACAUCAGCUUUAGGGAGGAGCAUCACAGGCUGAUGUAGACAGCCAAUCACAGCAGCCCUGGACCAAAAAGAGGACCGAGUGAGAAACCCCGAACUUUAUUGUCAACCAGAGGAGGAAACUGAGAGUGACAUCUUCAUCUCCUGGCAACAGAAAGUGGGCGGAGUCUUAGAGGAGCAGGAGAACCUGACUGGAGCUUUAAUUAUUAGCGGUCAUGAGAAUGACACAAACUCUAAAACGAUGUUGAGACUAAACACUGAGUGUAAUUUUCACAUGGUGACAAAACCGUCACAUCGAUCAGAUGCCCAACAGCGCUGACACUUCUCUGACUUCCAAACUUUUCCAAAAAAACAAGCAUCCGACAACAGCCGACAAAUCAAUAAUUCAGACUGUACCAUGAUCUUGUUAUUUCAGCCUCCUCCCAACCGGUUUGUUAUUUUAAAUCCCAGUAUGAUCUGCUCAUACCAUAUCAACACGGAUUUCAGGAGAACCGUGACACUAAGUCUGAUGAACAGGCACUUCUCUGCUUAAAAAAAAUAGAUCAUGCUGGUAGUUGUCUGUUAUUGCGAAAACUCUGUACUGAUCCUAGAUUACAGGUCACUAAACUGGACACCAGUCAGCCUCGAGUUCAUCCAGACACAGUUCAUACAGAGAGGGGAAGUUAGAGGAGCCGCUCUGAACACUGUGAUGAAGCCGAACAGGUAGAAAUGAGCUUUAGCGGUUUUGUGAAAGGAUUUUAACCAAAGAGAGUAAACUUCUCAUCCUGUGGGUUUAGCUGGCGUAGGGGGGAAGAGUUUGGUCUCAACACAGCUCCAUGAGGCGGUGUCACUCUGGCAGGUGGACAUCUUCACCUCUGCUGCUUGUUGUAGAGUCAUUUUGGUAUUGAGAUGUUUGGUGGGGGUAGAAGUGGGCGGGGUUUAAACCACACCUCAUGUUUCUUUACUUGAACUUCAGCUGAACGGCAGCUAAAGGGUUCAUCAGGAAAUCAACUGCAGUUAUUUAUUGUUUCCAGAGCACACCUUAGACUUUUAUUCCUUAAUUGUAUUAAAUUAUUCUUUUUACUCUCUUUAAGAGGGUGGUUAUUUUAUCAACAACAGAUAGUCUUAAAGUGUUUUAGGAUUUUUCUUUUAAUGAUGGUUCUUCAGUUUGACUUUUGCUGCUGUUGGAAAUGUUAACAGGAAAUAAAGUUAUUAUUUUUAUUCAAA
Xyrichtys novacula (pearly razorfish) is the source of this 34627-nucleotide messenger RNA. Lineage: Eukaryota; Metazoa; Chordata; Actinopteri; Labriformes; Labridae. The record is from the annotation of a GenBank genome assembly.